AUGAUAAACGAUAUCUUUAGAUACAAGUACGCGCCAAAACAGAAUUUGAAAGAAAAGAUUGAAAAAAUGAAUGAGAAAAGGAAAAAUGAGAGAUUCUUCAAGAAGAUUGACAAGUUUGAAAAAUUUACUUUCAUCAAAAUACUAAGUGAUUUUUGA
Tetrahymena thermophila SB210 is the source of this 156-nucleotide messenger RNA. RefSeq lists its product as hypothetical. Bases 1 to 156 code for a protein of 51 amino acids. The record is from RefSeq and is a predicted model, not a curated record. The transcript has a single exon. NCBI's taxonomy places the organism in Eukaryota, Ciliophora, Oligohymenophorea, Hymenostomatida, Tetrahymenidae.